GACUCGUUCACCAACAAACCUCCAAACAAUGGAAGAGAAGGAAGCGACUCUUUCCUCCCACAGACGCAUUUCCUUCACUUUACUGCAGCCGAGUGAAGCUGCAGGACGCUGAAGAUGGACGCCGUGGUUCUACUGCUUCUGCUGCUCAGGUCCAGCUGUGCUUUCCUCGUCUCUCCAAGCGCCAACAUGUGUCUCAUCCCGCUAGAUGACCUCAUCAUCCUAGGAUGCUGUGACGUCACUGACCCCACCCACCACUGGGCGUGGUCAAGUGCAGCCAGGUUAGUCCACACUCAGUCCUCCAGGUGUCUGUGGGCGGAGCCUGGCUCUCACCUGCAGCUGGAAUCCUGUGGGGCGUCGCCAGCGUGGAGCUGCUCCACAUCCAACGGAGCACUGGGAUUGGCCUUGACCCAUCUGUACUUGAACGUCCAGGGAGCCCAGGUGGGGCUGGGAGAUCACCUGCAGACCACAGGGUGGAGGCGGAGCUACGAGGACGCAGGAGGGAACCUGCUGUUCACGUCUUUAUGUCCAGAGACAGAUACAUCUCCAACCUCCACCAGCUUCUACUCAUCCACCCACAAACCACCAGACACCUCCACAGACACCAUCAUCAGCCAACCUCCACCUGAAAACACCCACAGGACCACACCUGACCAAACCUCCAGGAGCUCCACCCAACCUCCACCCAGGAACCAGGAGAUCACAGCCUCACAUCCAGAUGUUUCCACACACAGCACAGCCUCAUAUCCAGAUGUUUCCUUAGAGACCACAGCUUCACAUCCAGAUGUUUCUUCAAGGAUGACUGCCUCACAUCCAGAUGUUUUCUCAGAGACCACAGCCUCACAUCCAGAUGUUUCCACACACAGCGCAGCUUCACACCCCGAUGUUUACUCACACAGCACAGUUUCAUAUCCAGAUGUUUCCUCACACAGCACAGCUUCAUAUCCAGGUGUUUCCUCAGAGACCACAGCCUCACAUCCAGAUGUUUCCACACACAGCACAGCCUCACAUCUAGAUGUUUCCACACACAGCACAGCCUCAUAUCCAGAUGUUUCCUUAGAGACCACAGCUUCACAUCCAGAUGUUUCUUCAAGGAUGACUGCCUCACAUCCAGAUGUUUUCUCAGAGACCACAGCCUCACAUCCAGAUGUUUCCUCACACAGCACAGCUUCAUAUCCAGGUGUUUCCUCAGAGACCACAGCCUCACAUCCAGAUGUUUCCACACACAGCACAGCCUCACAUCCAGAUGUUUCCACACACAGCACAGCUUCACAUCCAGAUGUUUCUUCAAGGAUGACAGUCUCAUAUCCAGAUGUUUCCACAGAGACCACAGCCUCACAUCCAGAUGUUUCCUCAGAGACCACAGUCUCACAUCCAGAUGUUUCCUCAGAGACCACAGCCUCACAUCCAGAUGUUUCCACACACAGCACAGUCUCACAUCCAGAUGUUUCCACAUACAGCACAGCCUCACAACCAGAUGUUUCCACUGCUGUCCCACAGCUGUCUGCUUUGACCAGUGUCUCGUCCCAUCCAGCUGUGUUUGUCUCAGAUCUUCUCCAGCCUGGAGCUUCAGAGCAGCCAGUCUUCAGAACGUUGUGGUUCCUGAGUGGACUCCAGUCUGAUGGGUCUGGAACUGCAGCUGAGAUGCUGGUUUCUUCUGAGACGCUGGUUUCUGCAGCACAUCCAGCUGUUGGCAGCAACUCCAUCUCACCUGCAGCAGGUGACCUGAUGGAGGCUCCGCCCACUAUUCCAGGCUCCGCCCCCAACCCAAAGCGCUCAGUGACUGAAGCUCCACCGACUCCAAACACUUUCAACUCUGCUGGAACCAUGACUGUUACCAUGACAACCGCUGCCUUCAGAACUAUCCCCACGACCACCAUCACCAUGACAACAGCUACUAGCGCCGCCACAGCGCCCCCUACAGCAGCUGCACCAACCACCACACCUCCAGCUGCCAUCAGCCCAGCUGUACAGCCCCCCACCGCCCCUCGCUGCUUCGCCCAGCUGAUGGAGAUCAGCAGCAGCUCUACCUCUGCCGUGGUCCGGCUAACGUCCGCUGGCGUCAACUGCAGCUUCAGCCUGGUGACCGAGGUGGACCCUGCUGCCCCCCAGGUGGACCCUGCUGCCCCCCAGGUGGACCCUGCUGCCCCCCAGGUGGACCCUGCUGCCCCCCAGGUGGACCCUGCUGCCCCCCAGGUGGACCCUGCUGCCCCCUGUGAGCCGGACGGAGACUCUGCCUCCAUCUGCCAGGUCACUGGGCUGGAACCCGGCACUCUGUACCGGCUGACGGUGGUUUCCAGGAAGGACGGCAUGAAGAGCAGCGGGUCACUGCACACAGACCCAGUUGGUCCGGACCAUCUGGAGGUCCAGCCUGACCCGGUCCACAGCGGGUCCGGUCUGCAGGUGUCCUGGUCUCGGUCUGCGGGUCACGUGGAUCGGUACGAUGUGAGUGUGGAGGACAGCAGCUCUGGAUCAAUCCUCAGAACCACGGUCAUGGACUCUGCAGCCCCCCAGUCCAUGUUCUUCUCUCUGAGCCCUGGAACCCGCUACACCGUCAGUGUGGUGGCUUCAUCCGGAACCAAGACCUCCUCACCUGUCCAGACCAGAACCGCUACAGCCCCAUCCACCGUGGAUAGCCUGCAGGUGGUGUCCUUGUCCCCGGACGUCCUCUCCGUGUCAUGGCGGGCCGGUCCCGGCCGGGUGGAGAAUUUCAGGGUUCUGCUGACAGAUCAGGACGGGGUUCUGCUGAAGAACGUCACUUUGGAGAACACGUCCUCAUCUGCUGAGCUGGACGGGCUGCAGCCGGGAACACCGUACACCAUCACCGUGGUAACAGAGGCGGCCGGUCUGCAGAGCUCCGCCUCCACACAGGUCACCACAGCUCCAGCUCCGGUGUCGGGUCUGGUCCUGGACAGCGCCGGCAGCUCCGACAGUCUUCGGGCCUCCUGGUUCUCACCUGCAGGGGGGCUGGACUCCUACCUGGUGGCCCUCUGGGGUUCGGGUUCGGCCCCCCAGCGGCGUCGCCUUCAGCCCAACACCACCCAGGUGGAGUUUGAGGGUCUGACUCCUGGACGCAGCUACCAGCUGUCAGUCAGCAGCUCAGCUGGUGGGCGGAGCUCUGAGACCAGGACCCGGGGGAGGACAGUGCCCGCCCCGGUGUCGGGGCUCUUCCUGUCCGCUGACAGCAGAGAGCUGCAGCUCAGCUGGACGCCCCCUGCAGGCGACUGGGAGAACUACAGCGUGGUUCUGAGGAACGGAUCGGAGGUUCUGGUCAAUCGGACUGUCGGUAAGCUCACCAGACGCCACGUCUUCUCCGUCCUGGAUCUGGGUCUGCUGCCAGGUCGCCUGUACAGUGCCGAGGUCACGGUGCACAGCGGCAUUCUGGGUAACAGGGCAGUCUGCAGCGCACGGAUCGCGCCCAGUCCGGUGCAGCUGUCGGUCCAUCAGGCCGAUGAGACGACACUGAGCGUGCUCUGGACCCGGCCGGCGGGACACUGGGACGGGUUCAUGGCACUGCUCAGACAGACGGAUGGGGUCCUGGACCAGAGGAACCUGAGCCGGGACGCCAUGGGGGUCAGCUUCACCGGACUGACCGCUGGACGCCACUACACCAUCACCGUGAUGACCAGCAGUGGUGAUCUAACCAGCUCCACCUCGGUGAUGGCAUGGACCAGUCCAUCGCAGGUCGGUGGGUUGCAGCUGUCCAACCUGGGCAGCAUCGACAGUCUUCAGGCCCGGUGGGAACCCGCCUCCGGAGAUCUGGACUCCUACCAGGUUCUGCUGGUCCAUGACAGCAGCGUCAUCAAGAAUGAGAGCUUGACGGCCGACACCAGCAGCAUGACCUUCCCGGGUCUGAGGCCCGGAGCUCUGUACCGGGUGGUGGUGACCACGGUCCGAACCGGACGCACCUCCAGACAGACGGUGGCAGAGGGACGCACUGUGCCAGCAGCGGUGGGCGACGUGAGGGCGAGUAACAAUGGGCGGACGGACUUCCUGAUCGUGUCGUGGCAUCCGGCUGCAGGUGAGGUGGACAGAUACCUGGUGACGCUGAGCGACGGCGAGCGGAUGCUGCACGCGCUCAGUGUGGCCGAGUCCAGCCCCAGCUGCGUGUUCAGCUCCCUGGUGUCCGGACGCAACUACAACAUCUGCAUCAGCAGCUGCAGCGGGCCGCACCAGAACCACAGCUGCAUCCAGGAGAGGACCCAACCAGGAAAAGUCCAGAGUCCGACGGCGACCCACGCGGCACGGGACGACUACCUGAAGGUGUACUGGCGUCCCGCUACAGGAGACCUGGACCGCUACCAGGUGUUCAUCAAACACAACAACAUGUUCCUGCAGAACCAGACGGUGCCCAAGAACCAGAGCGAGUGCGUGUUCACGGGCCUGGUACCGGGUCGGCUCUACACGGUGCUGGUCAACACCUGGAGCGGCAAAUAUGAAACCAGCGCCUCCACCCACGGCCGGACCCUCCCGGCUCCAGUCCGGUCCCUGGUUCUGGCGAGUCGGGGCCCAGAGGAGCUGCAUGUUUCGUGGUGGGCGGCUCCAGGAGAUGUGGAUCACUACGAGGUCCAGCUGCUGUUCAGCGACAUGAAGGUGUUUCCUCCCAUCACGCUGAGCGCCGCUGUGGACCACUGCCUCCUGACCUCCCUCACACCGGGCCGACUCUACAAGGUCCUGGUGUCCACGUUCAGCGGGCCCAACCAGAGGGCCCGGUUCAUCGAGGGCCGCACAGUUCCCAGUAAAGUGAAGAACAUCCAGGUGAGUAACCAUGGUGACAGCAGCAGCCUGCAGGUGAGCUGGACACCUGGACCGGGAGACGUGGACGGAUUCUCGGUGUUCCUGUUCAGAGACGGUCGGCAGCUCAGCCUCAGAACCGUCCUCAAACACCAGAACCAGGUGACAUUCGGAUCGCUGCAGCCUGGACAGGUGUACGACGUGACGGUCCAAUCAGUGAGCGGAGACCUGCUGAACAACCACACGGCUUCAGGACGCACAGUUCCCUCAGCAGUGACAGGGCUCCAGGUGGACCCUCUGCAGUCCACCUGCAGCCUCCAGGUGAGCUGGCAGGACGCUCUGGGCGUGGCCGAUAGGUAUGUCUUGCAGAUUAUGGACGACAGAGGCAUCCAGGUGACCAAUGGCUCGCAGCCCUUCGGACAGACCUGGUACCGGUUCCACGGCCUGACACCAGGGAAGAAGUACCGGGUUCUGGUCCAAACCAGCAGUGGGGGGGUCCACAGCCCGGGGGUCAGCGCUGAGGCUCGGACACGCCCGGCGGCCAUCACCGACCUGACCCUGAGGUCCAACAGCACAAGCAGCCUGAGCUUCACCUGGACUCCACCUGUUGGAGAGUUCCAGCUCUACGAACUCUUCCUGUACGGCGCCGAUGAUUUGCUGCAGGAGUGGCGCAGCCUUCAGCCCGGCAGCCUCCAGAGCAGCUUCCAGGGCCUCCGACCCGGAGCCGCCUACAGGCUGGUGAUUCUGAUCCACAGCGGAGACCAGACCAACCAGACCUCCACGUGGGCCCGGACAGUACCGGCAGCAGUGGGGUCUCUACAGCUCCAGACUGGGAACCAGUCCGAUGUUCUGGUGGUGAACUGGGACUGUGGUGGUGGCGACCUGAGCGGAUACCUGCUGACGCUCUACAACCCCAAUGGCUCCCAGCAGGCCAAGCGGCAGCUGGGCCCCGACGCCACAGAGUUUGUCUUCUCAGGCCUCAUACCGGGCCGACAGUACCGGGCCGAGGUUCUCAGUCUGAGCCAGGAGCUCAGGAACCGGGCCAGCACCAUGGGCCGAACCGCUCCCAGACCUCCCAGCUCCUUCCUGUUUGGCAGCAUCACCAACACCUCGGUGGAGGUCACCUGGUCCGUUCCGGUCGACUCCGACUACGAUGACUUCGAGUUGCGCUGGACUCCGGAGGACCGGCUGUCCGUCAUCAACCCAUACCACAGCCGCACCGCCGGCAGCCGCAUCCUGAAGGGUUUGUUCCCCGGACGACGCUACACCUUCAGGCUGCGCACCGUCAGUGGGCCGCCGGGCACCGCCGAGGCUCCGCCCACCUACAGCACGGCCAUCUGGAGCAGCAUCCGCACCAAACCGGAGAGAGUUCAGAGCCUCCACUGCCGCCCUCAGAGCUCCACCUCCAUCUCCUGCUCCUGGGAGCCUCCGGAGGCCGACUACGACUCCUACACCAUCGAGUGCCUCCACCAGGACUCCCGGACCCUCGUCUACUCCAGACGCACCAACCGUGACUCCACCAGCUACGUCAUCACUCAGCUGGAGCCCCACAAACACUAUACCAUCUCUGUGAAGGUGAUCUCCGACAGGACGACCAGCGAGGAGGCCACCGACAGCGUGAUCACCAUGAUUGACCGUCCUCCUCGGCCCCCCAUCGGUACCCGGGUCAGCAGUCCGGUGGUGGUGGUCGGCAGAACCUUCAUCUCCUUCAGCUUCAACUGCAGCUGGUUCAGCGAUGCCAACGGAGCGGUCAGGUUCUUCACCGUGGUGGUGGCCGAGUCUGAAGGUGUGGAGAACCUGCAGCCGGACCAGCACCACCCACUGCCCUCCUACCUGGACUACAGGUCCAACAGCUCCAUCAGGACCUACCAGACCAGCUACUUCCCGAGUCGCUGCACCGACAGCGGAGCCAACAGUUUUGACAUCAGUCUGGGGACAGGGAUGGACUCUCUGGGGGGCCCCUGUGACCAGCUGGACCCGGAGUCCAGCACCGACCCGACCCCCUUCUGUGAUGGUCCACUGAAGCCCAGAACCUCCUACAGGCUCAGCAUCCGAGCGUUCACUCAGCUAUUUGAUGAAGAGACAAAGGACUUGAGCCUCUCGUCUCCACUCUACACCGACACCUUCCUGUCUCUGCCCGUCGUCACGGAUGCAGAGCCUCUGACUGGAGUCAUUGAAGGAAUCAGUGCCGGUUUGUUUCUCAUCAUCAUGAUGGUUGGAAUCACUGCUCUGCUGGUCUGCAGGUACCGAGCCCGCAAAGUGGUGCAGCAGAGUCCAUCUGUCAGGAUGAGUGUGAGGAGGGACAGAGGGACAGCAGGAGUCCAGCUGGGCAUCAGAGGCAGCCGUCGGAUCUCCAGUCCGAUCAAGAUCAUCAACUUUGAGAGUCACUACAGCAAACUGCAGGCCGACUCUCACUACCUACUGUCAGAAGAAUAUGAGAUGGUCCAGCUCUGGGCCAGAGGUUCCUGUAGAUCUCUACCUAUCUUCAUACAGACUUCUUCUCCUGGUUCUGUUCAGGACCUGAAGGACGUUGGUCGUAACCAGCCUCUGGACUCGGCUCUACUGCCGGAGAACCGCGGGAAGAACCGCUACAACAACAUCCUGCCCUACGACUCGACCAGAGUGAAGCUGUCCUACGUGGAUGAUGACCCCUGCUCGGACUACAUCAACGCCAGCUACAUCCCAGGGAACAACUUCCGUCGGGAGUACAUCGCUACGCAGGGUCCUUUACCUGGAACCAAGGACGACUUCUGGAAGAUGGUUUGGGAGCAGAACAUUCACAACGUGGUGAUGGUCACUCAGUGUGUGGAGAAAGGCCGGGUGAAGUGUGAUCAUUACUGGCCCUUCGACCAGGAUCCGUUAUACUAUGGAGAUCUGAUCAUCCAGAUGCUGUCAGAGUCGGUUCUACCUGAGUGGACCAUCCGAGAGUUCAACAUCUGCAGCGAGGAGCAGCUGAGCUUCAGCCGUCUGGUCCGUCAGUUUCACUACACGGUCUGGCCUGAUCACGGAGUCCCAGAGACCACCCAGUCCCUGAUCCAGUUCGUCCGGACCGUCCGGGACUACGUCAACAGGAGUCCUGGAUCUGGACCCACCGUGGUCCACUGCAGUGCCGGUGUGGGCCGAACGGGGACCUUCAUCGUCCUGGACCGGGUUCUGCAGCAGCUGGACAGUAAAGACAUUCUGGACGUCUAUGGCGCCGUGUUCGAUCUGCGACUGCACCGGUCACACAUGGUGCAGACUGAGGGUCAGUAUUCGUACCUGCAUCAGUGCCUCCAUGAUGUCAUCAGAGCCAGAAAACUUCGCAGCGAACAAGAAAACCUGAGAAUCUGAUCACAGGAGCUGCUGCUGCUGAGCCCCACAGAGACGCUGUUUAUUUUUCUAUCAGUUUAAAAAGAAGUUUUGAUAAUUUAUGUUCCUGUUUGUACAUUUUUAAAUUUAAUCACCUCUGAUCCUGAUGAACAUGUAUCAUACAUGUACCAGAUAAUCUAACAUGUAUGAUACCUGUACCACCAGAUAACCUGACAUGUAUGAUAUGUGUACUACCGCAGUACUAGUACUUCUCUGUAUGUGAUAUGUGGUAUUUUUACUGUAUGUGAGUCUCAUUAAAGUCACAGUAUGCGUAGAAAAUA
Amphiprion ocellaris (clown anemonefish) is the source of this 8360-nucleotide messenger RNA. RefSeq names its product receptor-type tyrosine-protein phosphatase beta-like. Lineage: Eukaryota; Metazoa; Chordata; Actinopteri; Pomacentridae. Gene Ontology annotation, biological process: protein dephosphorylation; angiogenesis. The record is from RefSeq and is a predicted model, not a curated record. The coding region runs from base 115 to 8061 and encodes 2648 amino acids. The transcript has 34 exons. Gene Ontology annotation, molecular function: protein tyrosine phosphatase activity; cadherin binding.